Molecule: messenger RNA, 204 nt
Organism: Linum trigynum
Lineage: Eukaryota; Viridiplantae; Streptophyta; Magnoliopsida; Malpighiales; Linaceae
Source: the annotation of a GenBank genome assembly
AUGUGCGACCGAAGGGCCAGAAUGUUGCAAGAUCAGUUCAUUGCUAGCGUGAACCAUGUCCAAGCCCUUGCCAUCAUUGUUUCCACUUUCCAUUACUUCAAGAACCCUUCUACCAUUGACCAGGACACGUUUGCUGAGUACACUGCCAGAACAACAUUUGAACGGUCAUUGACUUGUUGUCUGGAGAGGGAAAAAUUAGCUUAG